Molecule: messenger RNA, 213 nt
Organism: Saxophila tyrrhenica
Lineage: Eukaryota; Fungi; Ascomycota; Dothideomycetes; Mycosphaerellales; Extremaceae
Exons: 4
Coding region: 1-213 (70 amino acids)
Biological process (GO): vacuole fusion, non-autophagic
Molecular function (GO): endopeptidase inhibitor activity
Source: RefSeq, a predicted model, not a curated record
AUGCCUUCUAUCAACGUGUCUCUGAAGGAGGGUGCUGGUGCAGAUAAGCUCGAAGAAGCAAAGAAGAACGUUACCGAUCAAGGUGGCAAGAUUACGCACGAGUUCAAGCUUGUCAAGGGUUUCACCGCCGAUAUACCAGACGACAAGGUCUCGACGCUCCAGUCCAACGAGCACGUCAACUACGAGCAAGACUCCAAAGUCACGACCCAGUGA